This is a messenger RNA of Beauveria bassiana ARSEF 2860, 1371 nucleotides long. RefSeq names its product PAP2 superfamily protein. Gene Ontology annotation, biological process: sphingolipid biosynthetic process; inositol phosphoceramide metabolic process. NCBI's taxonomy places the organism in Eukaryota, Fungi, Ascomycota, Sordariomycetes, Hypocreales, Cordycipitaceae. Gene Ontology annotation, cellular component: inositol phosphoceramide synthase complex. The record is from RefSeq and is a predicted model, not a curated record. The transcript is spliced from 2 exons. The coding region runs from base 1 to 1371 and encodes 456 amino acids. Gene Ontology annotation, molecular function: inositol phosphoceramide synthase activity.
AUGACGGAUCGUGCCGGAGCCCUCCCGGCUAAGCCCAAGCUGCCCAAUCUCCUGACCGAGAACCUUAACUUGGCCUUCCUGAACCGCCUUCCUCGGCGUUAUCACAGCCGUCGUCGCCCUAGAACAAAGUCCAACGCUCGAGAUCAGGGCGUCGAGGAUAUCACCAGUCUCUACACCUCCUUUAGUGUAUGGGAUGGGUUGCGCGACUUGCAAAAACACGAGUUCAAAAAGACGGAUCUGCAAUACAUCUUCCUCCUCUUUCUCACCCUCUUUUCUCUCUACAUUGCGCCCUCGGCCCCGGCGCUCAAGUUCUUCGCCCUCGUCGCCUCCGCCUGGCUGCUUCUCAUGCCCGCCACACGCCAGAUUCUGCUCCCCUCGUCCAUGAUUUGGAUUUGGCUGCUUUACUUCUUCUGCAGUCGCUUCAUCGACUACAAGUAUCGUCCGCAUAUCUGGGUUCGCGUUCUCCCUGCCCUCGAAAACGUCUUGUAUGGCGCGAACUUGUCCAACAUCCUGUCCGCCCACAAACAUCCUGUCCUCGACAUCUUGGCCUGGUUACCUUACGGUAUCAUUCACUUUGGAGCGCCGGCCAUUUGCUCUCUCAUUCUAUUCAUCUUUGCCGCGCCCGGCACUGUCAACGUCUUUGCGCGCACCUUUGGCUGGAUGAGCAUUUGUGGUGUCACAAUUCAGCUCAUGUUCCCAUGCACACCGCCAUGGUAUGAGAAUGAGAACGGUCUCUCGCCCGCGGCAUAUGGCAUGCAUGGCUCUCCCGCUGGCCUCGCGCGCGUCGACGCCAUUUUCGGAAUCGAUCUCUACACCACUAAUUUCACAAACGCCCCUCUGCCCUUUGGCGCAUUCCCUUCGCUCCACGCCGCUAAUGCCGUUCUCGAAGCUCUCUUUAUGAGCCACGCCUUCCCUCAGUUCCGCAACUUCUUCAUCGUGUACGCUGGCUGGGUUUGGUGGGCUACCAUGUAUUUGAGCCACCACUACGCCGUUGAUCUGGUCGGAGGCGGUCUCAUUGCCGCUGCCUUCUUCUACACUGCCCGUGCUAGGUGGUUGCCGCAGAGACAGGCCGACAAGCUGACGCGCUGGGAAUACGACUAUGUCGAGAUUGGCAACCGUCAUACCAUUACUGACGAAGAAUACGGUCAAUACUUCGGUCUGAAUAUCAUUGACAACCGACGAUCGAGCCAAAGCGACGACUGGACCCUCGGCAGCAGCUCGAGCUGCAGCUCUAGUAGUGGAACUCUGAGCCCAGUUACCUCUGAGGAGACAAUACCUGGGCUGUUGGAUCUGGAUACCGAGCACGACGGACAAUGGGAUCGCAACAGCCAGCGCAGAGACGUCGAGCUCAGCGAUGUUGUUGUCAGAUGA